AUGUGUUCUUCCAUUUCUUCCGACGAUCCAAUGGAUCUUGAGCCCGAUGAGAAUCCGUCCACGACAAUCGUUCCUGAGCAUCUAGGAAACGAAGACACGAUGAUAAAACUCGGUUUCAUCGAUGAAUUGAAGAAAUUAUUCGCUAUUAAUGAGCUUCUCAAUCUUCCUCAGCUCGUCGUCAUUGGCGACCAAAGCUCCGGAAAAAGCUCCGUUCUCCAAGCUAUCACACGACUUUCGUUCCCCGUUGACGACGGUCUCUGUACACGUUUCCCUACCGAAGUUUCCCUUCAACGAGCAUCGGAAGACGUUUUAGAGAUCAGUAUUUCAAAAGCAGUUCGUGCAUUUGAUGCGCCAAAUCAAACUUCUGCGCAGAAAAUGUGGCUCGAGAAGCAAUCUACACGGAUCGAUGAGUUUAAUGCGAAGUGGGGAGGGAAGGGUGCGCAGAUGGAUGAUUUUUGUGAGAUGAUUACAGAAGCGAAAAAAGUAAUCAUGGGAGAUACCGUCGAGCCUGGGCAGUCGGCCAAAAAGAUAAACGUUGCAAAGAAUAAGAAGAAUCUACUAAGCGAUGCUACCUUGAAGAUUGUCAAAAAGGGUCCAGGAGAAAUCAAUAUCACGAUUAUUGAUAUUCCUGGAUUGGUUUCAUCAACUCACCCAGCUCAUAAAAUGGCAAAAGCAUUAGUGGAUCACUACAUAUUGAAUCCUCGAAGCAUUGUUCUAGCUGUUGCCCAUCCUGCAAAUGUCGAGACUCAGGAUAUGUUCCAAAUCAUUCAAGGCAUUGCAAAUUGGAAGAACAGAGUGAUUGGCGUUAUCACAAAAUGUGACAAGAUAGAACCAGAGGGUGAUGAUUGGGUAUUCAGAGCAAUCAAGAACGAUGAGAGCGAUCCCGAAUUCGACAGAUGUCUCAAAUACGGCUGGUUUGCACUACGCAAUCUCUCUCCCUCUGAAAGAAAAUCCAGUCCGGGCAAAGAACUCCAAACCAUCCGAGACCAGAAGGAAGAAAAACUAUUCAGCCAAAAAGUCUGGACAGAUCUCGAACGACAAGAGAAACUAGGCAUCAAGAAUCUCAAAGUGGCAUUGACACAAAUGCACAACGAACACGUAACACGCAGUAUCCCCGAACUCAUUCCCGAAAUCGCAGACCGUCUCAAAACCAUCGGAAACAAAAUCGAUGCUCUAGGUCCACCGCGCAUCACACCUGAGAGUCAGUUGAAUUGUUUGGUUAACCUCGCGACGAAGUAUUCUUUGCAUGCGGGAGAUGCUAUUGAUGGUCAUAAUGAUCGGUUACCUGUCAAUUGUCCUGAAGUCAAAAUCCGGAAAAUCGUUCGCGAUACUCUAGAUGAGUUUAGGGAUGGCAUGACCGCGGUUUACGAUCAGCGCUUCAAUAGUAAAGUGCUGGGCUUCUCUCUCGAAUCGGUGGAUGAGAAAACAUGGGAACGUGCCGUACUUCGAAACAAAUAUUUUAACGAGAUUAGCCAAUGUAUCGAAGCCAAUCGCGGCAAAGAAAUGGCCGACGAAGUAAACGGCGCUGUGAUCCGUAGUCUCUGGUCCGAACUAACACCCGUUUGGAGAGAUCAAUCCAAAACUCUGAUAGAAUCAUUAGUCAACGCGAUUUGGAUAUCCGUCGGAUGUCUCUUGCACGCGAUAUGCGAAGAAGAAUCUCUCUUAAUGAAUGUGCAAAACUUCCUCGAAGAAGACAAAACCACUGUUCACGAGGACGCCAUGCACGAACUGGAUAAACUUCUCAACGACGAGAAAUCCGGACUGAUCGUCACCCUCAACAAAUGGAACGUAUAUCAGCUAUCCGAUUUGCGCGAGGGGAGAUUCAAACUCAUGACGGCGCGACUGGAUGAGAUCCAGAGACGCGAUAAGGAUAUUGUGAAAACGCAGGUCAAGAGUUGGUUGGGACAUAAUGCGAAAGUUGAUGCGAUUUUUACCACCCAUGAUAAGUUGGCGAGCUAUUAUCAGAUUGGGAUGGUGAGGUUUGUGGAUAAUAUUUGUCAUCAGGUUUGUGAGAGACAUCUCUUGGGGGGGAAGAGUCCAUUGAGGACGCUAGGGCCGGAUAUGAUUACGAAGAAGUUUCAGGGGAACGAAGAAGCUCUACGAAAGAUCGCAGGCGAAACAGCAACUCAAUUAGCGGAACGAGCUCGAUUGCAAAAAGAUCAUGAGUCGUUGAAGAGAGCUAUGGAAAAGGCGAAACAGUAUAAAUUGACUUUGGGGGUACAUGGAAUGGGGUUGUGA
This is a messenger RNA of Botrytis porri, 2238 nucleotides long. RefSeq lists its product as uncharacterized. Gene Ontology annotation, cellular component: microtubule; membrane; cytoplasm. Lineage: Eukaryota; Fungi; Ascomycota; Leotiomycetes; Helotiales; Sclerotiniaceae. Gene Ontology annotation, molecular function: microtubule binding; GTP binding; GTPase activity. The coding region runs from base 1 to 2238 and encodes 745 amino acids. The record is from RefSeq and is a predicted model, not a curated record. The transcript has 7 exons.